Molecule: messenger RNA, 683 nt
Organism: Vicia villosa (hairy vetch)
Lineage: Eukaryota; Viridiplantae; Streptophyta; Magnoliopsida; Fabales; Fabaceae
Exons: 1
Coding region: 61-477 (138 amino acids)
Source: RefSeq, a predicted model, not a curated record
UUCAUCAUACAUAUAAUUGUAAACUAGAAAAAAAGUCAUUUUUUCUUCAUUGUAAUAAGAAUGUCUUCUUCAAUUGAAUUAGGAAUCGAUCAAUUCUCUGAGGCUAACAAUGUAAUUCUCAUGUCAUUGAUGGAAGAAACACAUGAAUAUGAAGAUGAAUACAUUGGUGAUGAUAAACUUGUAAGUAUGAUUCAAUCACUUGAAGCAGAGAUAAGUGACACUCAAAAUUAUGACAUGGGAGGAUAUAUGGAUGGUCAAGAUUGUUCCACGUCGUUAAUCAUUGAUUCUGAUCAUUGGGUUGAUAUAGAAUUGAUCUCUUCAUCAUUGUUUGAUGAGGUGAAUAUGAAUGUGAAUGCGAAUACAUGGUGUGAAAAUGAGAUGGAGCAUAUGAAAAUGGAAUAUGAAGAUCAAAAUUUCAUUGAUGAUUUUCAGAUGUGUUAUGGAGUUUUCAUGGAACAACAACAUAGAAAAAGUUAGAAUUUGUCCCAAGUAUCAAAUGAUGUAGUUUUAUGAAGUUAAGUAAUUAAUAGUAACAUCGUUUAUAUAGAGAAAAAGAAACAAUCUUUGAAUUUAUCAUAUAUUUGUGAAGGGAAGACUCCUACAAUGCAUGUAUCAAACAUGUUAAUUUCAAUUAAUCACAUUAUAUGUGAAAUAUCUUAUUUAAUGGCAUAUAUAUUUUUCUA